Messenger RNA from Ctenopharyngodon idella (grass carp), 4839 nucleotides. RefSeq names its product F-BAR and double SH3 domains protein 2-like. Gene Ontology annotation, cellular component: recycling endosome; neuromuscular junction. Gene Ontology annotation, biological process: neuromuscular synaptic transmission; regulation of actin filament polymerization. The record is from RefSeq and is a predicted model, not a curated record. The coding region runs from base 278 to 2629 and encodes 783 amino acids. The transcript has 21 exons. Gene Ontology annotation, molecular function: protein binding. Lineage: Eukaryota; Metazoa; Chordata; Actinopteri; Cypriniformes; Xenocyprididae.
AGGGUUCGUAUAGCGGGGUUCGGUGUGUCCGGUCCGGGGCGCUGUUGGGCUGGUUUUACGGUUCGAGCCUGCUCUUUGGAGGCAGAUUCUCUCUUUCAUUACUUUCUCCCCUGAUCCGCAGUGUUUGUUGAGCGUCUGCCCGACUGGACCUGCUUCAUCAUGGCCGUCUGAAUUCAGAUCUGAAUCCCAGUCUGAUACCCUUUUCUUAAUCAUCAACCCCGUUCGCUCUGGGAAUCAUUUCUUUGGGAUUUUACUUAAUUUGUGCCAAUGUUUAAACAUGCAGCCUCCGCCAAGAAAGGUAAAAGUGACACAGGAAUUGAAGAACACACAUACGGAGCAGCUUGGCCGCCUGCAUCUUAAACACCAGACAGAAUGUGAUUUAUUGGAAGAUAUGAGAACUUACAGCCAGAAAAAGGCCACUCUGGAGAGAGAUUAUGCACAGGCCCUGCAGAAGUUGGCGAGUCAAUAUUUAAAGAGGGACUGGCCUGGGAUCAAACCAGAUGACCAGAGGACAGACUACAGGAAUGUUUAUGGAGUUUGGAGAGCUUAUCUUGAAGGCACCGUGCAGGUGACCCAGUCUCGCCUCAAUGUUUGCGAGAACUACAAGAACGAGAUUUCGGACCCUGCCAAGACUGUACGCCUCUACAAAGAACAACAGCUGAAAAAGUGCAUUGAGCAGCUGGGUCGGAUCCAGGCCGAGCUCCAGGAUUCAGUGAAGGAUCUGGCCAAGUCCAAAAAGAAAUACUUUGAGUUGGAGCAGAUGGCCCAGGCUGUGCGGGAAAAGGCUGACAUCGAGUCCAAGUCAAAGCUGGGCCUGUUCCAGUCUAGGAUAAGUUUACAGAAGGCCAGUGUAAAGUUGAAAGCAAAAAGGAGCGAUUGCAACUCCAAAGCGACCCACGCAAGGAACGAAUAUCUUCUCACGCUAGCGGCGGCUAAUGCACACCAUGACCGCUACUACCAGACCGACCUGGUCAAUUGCAUCAAGGGUCUGGAGGGGAACGUAUACGACCAUGUGAAGGAUUAUCUGAUAUCCUUUUGUCGGACCGAGUUGGAAGCGUUUCAAGCCAUCCACAGCACCUUCCAGUUCCUCCUGGAGAAGUCCAGUCGAGUGAUGCAGGAUUUCAACCAGCAGUUGUUCCUGCAGGAGAACCCUGUGUUUCACAAAGCACAAGACUUCCAGUUCCAGCCCAGUGACAGCGAUACAACUCUGAGUUCCGUGCAGCAGUUGGUGGACAUUGAGCCAUCGGCGGUCAGUGUGAUGAGAAUGACUCUGGCGCAGAGUCGACAGCUGGAAUCAGAGACGGGAACCACUGAGGAACACAGUCUCAACAAAGAGGCAAGGAAAUGGGCCACACGUGUGGCCCGCGAACACAAAAACAUCAUCCAUUACAAACGGGCUCUAGAGGAAUGUGAGACACUCGGGACUCCGCCCACGGAACAGAGCCGGAUCGAGCUGGAAUUCCGAAUAGAGGAGGCCAAGGAGAACAUCCGCAAAGCAGAGACGAUAAAGCUGAAAGCAGAAGCACGUUUGGACCUUCUGCGGCAGGUGGGCGUUUCUGUGGAUACGUGGUUGAAGAGCGCCAUGAACCAGGUGAUGGAAGAGCUGGAGAACGAGCGCUGGGCGUCGCUACCCACCCUAACUACCCAUGACCUCUCUCUCUCGACCACAGUGGAUUUGGACAGAGAGGAAGGAGAAGAAUUAGAAGAGAACAUGGAGACGUACGACGACAGCAGCUCAAGUCCUUCAGGAACCCUGAGGAACUACCCGCUCACCUGCAAGGUGCUCUACUCGUACAAGGCCUCUCAGCCUGAUGAACUAACGAUCGAUGAGCAUGAGAUGUUGGAGGUUAUAGAAGAUGGGGACAUGGAGGACUGGGUGAAGGCGCGGAAUAAGUCCGGCCAUGUGGGCUACGUUCCAGAGAAGUACCUGCAGUUCCCCACGUCCAACAGCGUACUGAGCAUGCUCCAGUCCCUCGCUGCUCUGGACGCACGUUCACACUCUUCCAGCAACUCCACCGAGCCUGAGCUGGCAUCAGGCAGCUUCAACGGAGACAGCAGCAUGAGUUUUGUUAAGGCCAUGUAUGACUACGAGGGUCAGACGGAUGACGAGCUGUCAUUCCCUGAGGGAGCCAUCAUCCGCAUCCUCAACAAGGACAACCAGGAGGACGACGGCUUCUGGGAGGGAGAGUUUAACGGUCGAGUGGGCGUCUUUCCUUCCGUGCUGGUGGAGGACCUGACAGCCUCAGAAAAUGGAGACACUCACUGGGGAACAGACACACAGGUGUCCCCGUGCCAAAGGCUUCAUUCAUCACUUCCUCCUCUGCCACUGUACGACCAGCCGCCCUGCAGUCCGUACACGAGCCCGGAGACCAGCAGCGCUCUCUCGCUGCCCCGCUCACCAUCUGUCAACGGAGAACACAAACUGCCCAUCCCACAGAAAGCCGCUGUUCAUAAUCACAAUUCCAGCUUAAGUCCAGAGAGUCCAGGCUUCUCUCAGCCGCUGAGACUCACUCCAGACGGAUCCGGACCUGGAAAACUCAGACCUGUUCGGGCGGCACCACCUCCUCCAAAGCAGCACGCUCGCAGACAGGUGGAGAAAACCGAAGAAGUGGAGAUCACGCUUGUGUAGAGCGCCGCCCUAGUGGACUGACAACAAACCCCAUCUGACCUCUGACCCACUCCUUAUGGAAGGGGCGGGGUGUGCGUUAACCUGCCCUAUGAGCAUCCUUAAAUCCCUGAGUGGGCGGAGAACUGCGUCUCAAAGACAUCGCCACCCUUUUUCAUAAAAAACAAACACCUCUUUUGGCGUCACGGACUGUUUGGUGCCUUAAACCGCUUUCAUGCCAAACUCUAAUCCUUGUAUUCGUAAUUACUUUAUUGUGCAACGGGAACUUGUUUAAAACUUCGUUAAUCCACUCAAUGCCAGUAAAUGAUUAGGUUUGCAUCUAAAAACACAGAAAGGAAUCAAAUACAGGGGCUUAGCAGGUGCUAAAAGAGUUUGAAAGAGGCUACACUUGCACAUCCAUCUCUUCAGCGGGCUUUUGAAGAGCCGAACAUGCAAUACUAGGAAUUAUUGGAGGAUACAGGAGGCCUGCGUUGUCGUGCGAAAGGGGUCAGCCACGAAUAGUCCAUUUCAUAUGUAAUAGCACAGUACAUUACUGUCAUCAUAGGAAUGUUAUAUUCACGAUAAACAUCACAGAUCAUAUGGACAUCAAGGAGAAAGGGAACUGUACAUAAAAGGCUACAAGGAAAAAAAGGCGGUAGAGGAGAAUGAGAAGGACGAGGGUUAAAAAGAGAGGAAGGCUGGUUACUUUACUCUUUUUUUUUCCCAUCGGUUUAGCUUGCUCUUCUGUCUUGUGUUGAUCUGAAAAGUACUAACUACAUAGCUAUAUCCUUUUCUUCAACUUUUCAUUAUGAAGACCAGUGUUUGUAUGUAUUACUAAUAUUUAGUCCUCAAAAACACGCGUGAGAGACCGACCUAAAGAUGUUGUGGUGUCUCUGAGCGUGUUUCUGCAACGGUCGCCUCCGCAUUACCGGUAUGUGUGCGUCUGUUCGGGCGGAACGUAAUCAUGGAAAUAUACCGAUCAAUAUACAAAUAUCAGUUAAAGUGCUUUUCCAGCCUAGCGCGUUUCAUAUUCUCAUGCUGUCGGCACUGUAGAGUACCGAACGGGAUGUGUUUUGUUUUCUUUUAUCGAGUGUCAUGGCAGUAUUUGAGAUUGUGAUGAAUCUUCUUCAGAUGUGAUGGGAUAGAUUCCCUCCAACAAGCACAGAAAAGGUGGAGAAGUUUUGUUUUAAUUGCUGCCGAUGAAAGCAAACCUAUUACAGUGUCCUAAGUGCAUUUCCUCCGUACAAGGGGCAGCUAUGUUUUUUUUUUUUUUUUUUUUUUUUUGCAGUCGAAGAAACAUUUCAUCAUAAACGAGGAAUGCCUGUUAUUUAGAUUUAUCAUCAUCAUUAUUUUCAUGCAUAUCUUGAUGUGUCCCAGCACUUUUCUGGAAUUUCAGUGCUUUGACCCCUUAAUUUUAUCAUCUUUUUAAAUGUCUUUGCAUCCCAGCUGCCUCUUUUCGAUGAUAAAGCUGCCCAGCGUCGUGUUAUUGAUCUUGUGAGAGUGACUGAUUGUAGUUUUCCCAUAACGUUUGAAAGAGAACAGAGUUAUUAUGUUGAUUCCAUAAUAUAGACAGUGGAAAGAAAAAAAAAAAGAUCCAUUUUGUGAAAUGGUACCAUAGUUCUGUUAAGCAAGAACAGGGUCAUUUACAGAAAGAACGUGUGCAAGAGUGAGACGUGGGAGGAGGAAAAAAAAUGUUUGUUUGGUAGCCUUUUUUUUUUAUCAGAGAGGAAGAUGUUUGAGUAUCUUCCCUUUGUUUCUAUUUUCCUCUGUCACAACCUAUUUUCUUGUUGAUCUCGUUGAGAUCUUUUGAAUGUUAUCAAACUUGUUUUGAAGUUUAUGGUUAGAGGUUAAAGCCCAUUGUGUCAAAAACUGUUCUCACCUAUGAAACGAACACAAAAUUUUGAUAUUUUCAUUUCCAUUUUUUUAAAUUGCGCUCCCAUUUCUCUUGGCCAGUUUCAAAUCUUUGGAGCUUCUUCAAUAGCGUUAGCUGCAUAUUCUAGUUGUUUUAUUUCUAAAGUGAUUUUAUUUGCAUUUGUUAAAAUUUGAAGGUGAUUCUGAGCUGCUAAAAAAAAAAAAAAAAAAAAAAAAAAAAACAGAUGGAACAACAACAAUUGACUGUUGCUGCAGUGACAAUAUCAGAGAACAGGUGAAAAAUAUUCUUUCUGCAUAUUAUUAGCUGUAAAAUUAUUUGUAUUUAUUGUGUACAAAUGUUAAAUAAAAAAUUGGGGAAAGUG